UUGUUUCCCAUCGAAGCUGCGCUUUAGAGUGCAGAUUCAUCUCCAACACUCCGAUUAGCUGCUAUGACGCAUUGAAAGACCUACUUGAAUGGUUUCUUAUUCAUGUUUUGUUGGUAAUAAUUAUUUCAUUUGCGGAAGAAUUAGCACUGUGUUGCGCUGUGGGAAAACAAGGCGCGUUAGACAGGAACGGGAAACAGGACGUGAAGUGAGCUAGCUUAGCUGUGUGUGCUAACAGUGGUAUGGCGGAGGUAGCGGGGCCGUCCAGUGAGACGAUCACGGAGACGGUGCAGACGGGAACACCGCCGCCGCCCCAGCAGGAGGGAAGAAGCUUGACCAUCAAGCUUCGAAAGAGGAAGACUGACAAAAAGGUGGAGUGGUCCAGUGACACGGUGGAUAACGAGCACAUGGGUCGCAGGUCCUCGAAGUGUUGCUGCGUUUACGAGAAGCCCCGGCAGUUCGGCGAGUCCUCCACAGAGAGCGAAGGAGAGGACGAGGAAGGAUGCGGUAGCGCGCACUGCAUUCUCGGCCACGGGAGAGGACACGCACAGAGAGGCGGAGGCGGAGGCGCCAGCACUACGCCCCCUAACUCCGGUGGAACAAACCCUCACUAAUCAGGAGUGAAAGAGCACUGAGCUGGCGGCAGGAAGGAAACUGCGGGGCGGACAUGUUCAUCAUUUUACAUCCGGCUACUAUACAUUGAAAUAAAGUCACUGCGUUGCUGUGUUUCAAAUUGCGAUUCGAUGCAGAGUUUGGAGCUUUUAGUUAAUGCAGGUUGAUUUUAUUUUUGAUUUCUUUUGGUUAUUGUUGUGAUUUAGUGAGAACUUCUGAAUGCUGUGGAGAUUUUUUUUAUUUUUUUUUUUACUUUUUUUCUUUUUUGUACAUAGUACAUGGGUUUUAAUUUCUUUCUUUGGUUCUUUUUUGUUUUGUAAAGUAUUUCUAUUUAUUUGUCUGCUAAGUUCGUUUAAGAUCAGUUCUGUCUCGUUAUACGUAUAAGUAAAAGAAUUAAGACGCCUUGGUUCAGUGAAGCUCCAGCCAGGGAUUACAGUUAAAAAUAAAUAAAUAAAUAAAUACAUAAAAAUAAUAAUUACGAGGGAAAAAAACCCCCGCAUCAGAUCGUUUAGCUGAUGAUUUAGGAAGCAGGGUCCGUUCCAAAGACUUGAGCUUGAACAAGGCCAAGGUGCUCAGCUAACCAAGCAACAGAUAAUAAUGAUAAAUAAUAAUAAUAAUAAUAAUAAUAGUAUUACAGCUGGAGUAGACACAGGUGAAAGCGUUAUUUUAUCUUAGAAAGCUGUAACGUGCUGCUUUCCUUGUGUAUGUUUUUUUCCCCUCAGUGAGUAAGUGAUGCACUCGUUUACCCGAACACGGCGAAUCGUUUCCCUCACGUUUCCCAGUGACACUACUGAUUCUUUUUUUUUUUCUCUUUCUUCUUUUUUUUUUUCUCUCUCCCCUGACAAUCAGACGAGUAAAGCUAAUAAAAGGCAUCGUGCAUGUACAUAUUAACGGCAGGAAGCUUCACACCGGCGCUGAAAUUACAUUUAGUAUUGCCUAAACUGACUCGAGUAUCGGCUGCGUCUGUAUCGGAACGACAGAAAGGAGCAAAGGUUAUAAUGUUCGGAACGGUACCACGUGAGAGAUAUUGUCAAACCGCAGUGAUGUCAGCAUGUUCAGUAAUAAACCCAUGAAAAAGUGUUUGGUACAUAUGAGAUUAAUGAAUUUCUGUGUCGGGGGGGCUGAAAGUCAAGUCAAGUUUUUAAUUUGUAAAGCAUGUUUAACCCUCCUAUUAUGUUGGGGGGGGGGGGGGGGGGGGGGUUACAUCCAUUAUGUUAUGGGUCAAAAUGACUUCCACGGUUUAAAUCCACACAAAGAACUGCUUAAAACAGUAACCCUUUAUUAAGAAGAAAUAUUUACAUGUAAGCUCAUGAGCCUAAAUGAGGAAAAGAGCGAGAUCCAUACGUUAAUAAUACACCUAGAAGCAAUUAGUUAAGUGACACGUUUUGAAAUGUCAACAUGCUUUAAUCUGCUUUAAAGUACAACCCCGAUUCCAAAAAAGUUGGGACGCUGUGUAAAAUGUAAAUAAACACAGAAUGCAGUGGUUUGCAAAUCUCA
Messenger RNA from Ictalurus punctatus (channel catfish), 2106 nucleotides. RefSeq names its product protein phosphatase 1, regulatory (inhibitor) subunit 11 (gene ppp1r11). Gene Ontology annotation, cellular component: nucleus. Gene Ontology annotation, molecular function: protein phosphatase 1 binding; protein serine/threonine phosphatase inhibitor activity. The record is from RefSeq and is a predicted model, not a curated record. The coding region runs from base 240 to 611 and encodes 123 amino acids. Lineage: Eukaryota; Metazoa; Chordata; Actinopteri; Siluriformes; Ictaluridae. The transcript has 3 exons.